Messenger RNA from Drosophila busckii, 2020 nucleotides. It is a transcript of the gene Sse, whose product is annotated as separin. The transcript is spliced from 6 exons. Gene Ontology annotation, biological process: meiotic chromosome separation; proteolysis. Gene Ontology annotation, cellular component: nucleus; mitotic spindle; centrosome. Lineage: Eukaryota; Metazoa; Arthropoda; Insecta; Diptera; Drosophilidae. The coding region runs from base 40 to 1974 and encodes 644 amino acids. The record is from RefSeq and is a predicted model, not a curated record. Gene Ontology annotation, molecular function: cysteine-type endopeptidase activity.
AACUUGUGGAGUGCGAUUUAAAUUAACAAACAACACAAAAUGGCUAUGUGCGCUGAGGCGGCAAUUGAUGAGGUAUUGGAAAAGGUGCCAAGCGUGCAAAUCGGACCGGAUGCAAAAGAAUAUAAUUUGCUGCGUGCCGAGGAAGAGUAUGAGAGCAACAAUGAGGAGCAUUCAAUAUACUAUCAAGUUAAGUCGAUGUUUCAUGGUGUGGACAUGCGUUUUGUGCACGAACCGGAAAAGCCGACAGACUUGUCACGGAAUAUAACCAAGAUCUCGGAUACGGAAAAUUUUGAUUACAAUAAUUCAACCUUCUUCAAGAACAUCAAAAGCUAUCAAGAAAAAAUCUGGCCGCCCAAGAAUGCAAAGAAGCCAACAAAUAAUCAUGUGGACUUCUUUAUGGGUAUUUGCGAGCCCAAAGAGGGCUUGGAAAAAAUAAAGCAGGUCUGCCAGCAACUGCCCGAUGAGUGGUGUGUGCUGCAGCUCUGCAAGAGCUUUAAUCCAGCCAACACAUACUCCAGAGUGAACGAUAUAGCUGCGUCCAGCGGAUACAUUUAUAUGACUUUGCUGCGCCACUGUCGCAGCUCAGAACUGGGACCCAUAUGCCUGCGAUUUGACAACGCGCUGUUACCUACGAUCUUCAAGCAAUACAGCACACUGGUGGAUCGUUAUAGAAGCAUUGUCACGGUGGAUCACGCGACAGUAAAGGAUCAAAAAGUAAAGGCCAAAUAUUGGAAGAACAUCUGUGAAUUUAAUGACUUUUUAACGAAACUCAUUGAGAAUCUGGGCAAGGUAAUACGACCGUAUGCCUGCAUGUUUCUGGGCAAGCGCUACAGCUCGCUAGAUGGGGAGAAGUCCACAAAAUUAGUUUUCCAACGCGUGGACAAAUACUGUAAGAAGCUCAAAUGGAGCAGUCAUCAGCGUGUGCUGCUUUCGCAGGCUUGCCUGCAUGCCAAUCGCAUGUCGGACAGCGAGCUUGUGGAAAUGAGCUAUGAACUCACUAAAAUCAACCAAAGCAAUUCGAAUUUAAAUGAGACUGAGCUGCAGCUGGUGCAAGAGCUGCUACGAAAAUGUGCCAAGUCGUGGCAGCGCUUCGAGGACUCUCAGCCGUUGGCUAAGAAGCGCUAUCCCGUCAUUUUAGUAGUAGAUGAGCGCCUGGAUCACAUGCACUGGGAGCAGCUGGCACCCGAACAGGAUUUCACGCGAUUCAGAUCAUUACAUAGUCUUUUUCGUCUUUAUAAUUACCACAAGCCAAAUAUCAAAAGCGGCUACUACGCGGUUCACGUUGAGCGUGGCGUUAGCGUCAUUAAUCCCGAUGGGGAUCUAAAGAAUUCGGGGCGUCGACUGCGUAGUUUUAUGGAGUACUGGCUGAGUCACUGGCAGCACACAUUCGAGAAAGUGCCAACCGAGAAAUUCAUGACUGAGCAGGCCUUCAAAGCGGAUUGCUUUGUCUAUGCGGGUCACGGCUCAACACUGCAGUAUAUUUCGAGUUCGGCCAUUUACCGCAAUCUCAUCAAAAGUGUCGCCUUUCUAUUUGGCUGCGACUCAGUGCGACCCCUGCCCACCGGCCUGCACAGCUCCCUGUAUGGCGCACAGGAUUAUUAUCACGGUGCACUCUGUCCCACUGUGGUGGGCACUCUGAUGCCAGCGCUCGAUGGCAACAUGGAUAAUGUCUCGGCCCAUAUACUCAGUCGCUGGAUUGCGCCCGCCAAUCGCAAGGUUGUACCUUGGACAUGCAUCGAUCGUGCUGCCUGGAUUACCCAGGGCACUAUAAAAGCUCAGGCAGGUUCGAAGUCGACUAUGUCACAGGCUCUAGACUAUCAAGUGGGCAGUCUCUCGGCAAUUUUAUCACAUGUGCAUCUAGGAAAGGUGGAGCCCAAGAUUUAUAACUAUUGCAUUUACGUGUGCCGUGGUCUACCCGCUUGGAAUCUAGCCAUUGAAAAGUUACCAACGGAAUUUAGCAGCAAAUCAAAUUAGUUUUUAAUAAAUAACAAUAAGUAUGUCUAAUUUGAUUUAUUUUAAA